GCGGCUGGAGUCGGGCCGGCCGGCGGGAUGUGGGGCGCGAGCCGCGGCGGGGUGGCGGGGCCGAAGCUGCUGGGGCUGCUAUUGGUGCUGUCCGUGCGGAGCGGUGGCGCGUCCAAGGCCAGCGCGGGGCUCGUGACCUGCGGGUCAGUGCUGAAGCUGCUGAACACCUACCACAAAGUGCGGCUGCACUCACACGACAUCAAAUACGGAUCCGGCAGCGGCCAACAGUCGGUAACCGGCGUGGAGGCGUCAGACGAUGCCAAUAGCUACUGGCGGAUUCGCGGCGGCUCGGAGGGCGGGUGCCCGCGCGGGCUCCCGGUGCGCUGUGGGCAGGCAGUGCGGCUCACGCACGUGCUCACCGGCAAGAACCUGCACACGCACCAUUUCGCGUCUCCGUUAUCCAACAACCAGGAGGUGAGUGCUUUUGGUGAAGACGGUGAGGGUGACGACCUGGACCUGUGGACAGUACGGUGUUCUGCGCAGCACUGGGAACGUGAGGCCAGCGUCCGCUUCCAGCACGUGGGCACCUCGGUGUUCCUGUCCGUCACCGGCGAGCAGUACGGCAACCCCAUCCGCGGGCAGCACGAGGUGAGCGGCAUGUCCAGCGCCAACGCUCACAACACAUGGAAGGCCAUGGAAGGCAUCUUCAUCAAGCCUGGCACAGAUGCCUCCACAGGUCAUGAUGAACUCUGAGAGCCUGGCGGGAGGAGAAUCCACGGGGCCAUCUGCCGGGAGACUGCAGGGGCCCUCAAGUGCCUUUACGAUUACAGAAUGUUGGUUUGUGAUUACCUUUGCUGCAGCCCUGGGGAAGACCCGAAGGUGCCAGCCAUGCCUGUCCAGGUUACCAUCUCACCUGUCUCUAAGUACCUGCUCAACCUUUUCUUUCUUUCUUUCUUUUUUGUUUUUUGAGACAGUUUCACUAUGUAGCCCUGGAUGGCCUGGAAUUCACAGAGAUCCACCUGCCUCUGCCUCCUGAGUGCUGGGAUUAAAGGCAUGCGCUACCAUACCUGGUCCCAAACUGU
Molecule: messenger RNA, 1022 nt
Organism: Acomys russatus (golden spiny mouse)
Lineage: Eukaryota; Metazoa; Chordata; Mammalia; Rodentia; Muridae
Gene: Sdf2l1
Product: stromal cell derived factor 2 like 1
Exons: 3
Coding region: 28-693 (221 amino acids)
Source: RefSeq, a predicted model, not a curated record